UUUAUGCUAAGCUAAUACUGAAGUUAUUGUUUCUUUAUAACAACUUUCAUUGCAAUAAUACUUGCAAAAAUGACUGCUGUAAAAGUUUGUAGGGUUUGUUUACAAAUGGGUGUUAAUUUGUUAAAGCUGCACUCCGGGUCUUUGGAUCAUUUUUAUGAAAUAAUAACUGGAAUCUGUGUAGAACAGAUAAAGUUGCCAAUGUAUGCGUGCCAAGAGUGUGCUUUGUUAUUGAAGAAGUAUUAUUACUUUAGGCAAAAAUGUAUGAGAGCCCUUAUGAUUUUAAAAAGUAUUCUUCAAUACCAAGACGAGAUAACUGAAAGAGAUAUAUUAAAAAUUGAUAGAGAAGCCAUACUCUUAAAUACUACUCUGACACUUUCCAAAAAUGUUUGUGACAUAAAUAUUGAUCCCACUAAGAAUAACAUUCAAAAUGAUGAGGUGGAAAUAAAAACAUUUCCUAAUGUACCUUUGGAUAAUUUGUUUUUUGAUAUGGAUCCGUUUGAAGCUGGAACAGAUAAAGAGUGGCCUAGUGACGAUGAUUUUAUUGGCACCAAAGAUGAUGAUUCUGAAGAUGAUUUAAUUGCCUUAAGCAAACUUGGUGUUGUUAAAGUGGAAUCAAAAUCAACUGAAACGCAGAAAACUCCUAUGAGAAGACCUCGAAAAACUUUAAAAAAAGAAAAGCCAAUAGUCUCAAUAUCAAAACAGCAUAAAAUAAGAAUUAGAAAGGGAAAAGGUUUUAUAACUCCACAGGAUAUCAAUUUGCCUAAAGACAUUGAUUUAAAGUUUGAUGAUAAUUUUACAGUAGCGGAGACAACAAAAGAAGAGCAAAUUGCGGAAAUAAAAAAGCGUCAAGAUUCAGAACGUUUCCGCAAAGCUGAGUUCAAGUGUCAAAUGUGUUACAAAUGCUUCAGUAAUGAUAAACUCUGGCAAAUGCACAAGGAACGGCACGAUCUUUCGGCAGGUGAGGCAGAGUGCGAGAUUUGCAAACUGCGAUUCAGUCGCGCGGCUCUCAAACGGCAUAUGUAUUCCGUUCACAGCAAGAAAUAUCUUUGUAAACAGUGCCCUUUUAUUGCUUCUACAUUCAAUCGCGCUAAGCAGCAUAUGUUACAACACAAGGGUGUGAAGUACAAGUGUCCGCACUGUGAUGAAGUUACUAAUAAUUUAAACGCCAUUCUUGGUCACGUACGCAAACGCCACGCGUCGGAUAUUCUGUGCCGUUUUUGCGGACUGCCUUUUGUCUCACGGAUGGGCCUCAUUCGGCAUAAGGCGUUGAUGCACAGAGAUCGAGAUGAGAUAACAGAAAUAGAGGACAAUCCGGAAGCCCCGCACUGUAGCGAGUGUGAUAUGAAGUUCGCGAAUGAAGAGGCGUUUAAAAGACAUCGCCUCACGGCCAGAAAACAUAAGGAUGCGACGAAAAAUACGAUUGGAUGUCGCGAAUGUGGAGAGACGUUCGCGAAUAAGAAGGAUCGUCGGGAACACAGUUCUAUUUAUCACAAACGAACACAUGUGUCUAAACCCACACCUGCCGAAUGGCCUGACAAAUGUCCCCUCUGUUCGGAAGUUAUAACUAGUGCGCGCUCUUUGUGGGCCCACUUUCGCAUGAACCAUCCCUACGAGGAGUACCCGCGUGAGAGACCUUUUAUCUGUGACGUAUGUGGAAUGCGAAUGCGGUAUAAAAAAGGCCUAGAAGCCCACAUGUACACACACUUAAAGGAGAAGCCGUUCAAAUGCCUCCGAUGCGGUAAGGGAUUCAACAGUGCGGGAAAUCUUGCGACGCAUCAUGGGUCCGUGCAUUCCGAUCUACGUCCGUAUGUGUGUACCGUUUGCAACCGGGCAUUUAAGAAGAAGAAUACCUUGAGGUGCCACUUUAUGACGCACACUGGUGAGAAACCCUACCGGUGCGAGAUCUGUGGUCACGCGUUCACUCAAUCCAACAGCUGCAAGAGCCACAUUAGGAAAGUGCAUGGAGAACAACCGCCCAAGAUUGUCUCACGCAAUAACUACUCAAACUAAAGAUCCUACGCUAGUGUAAUCAACCUACGUAGAAUGAAAAUUAAGCAAAGCUUAACUAAAUAUGCCAGAACUGUCUAAGUGACAGUUGAUGCUCCGUGUAAAUAUUGUUCCAUAUUCAAAAUGUAAAAAACAAAAGACGAAAUUGUGAGCUCGAUUGUGAUUGGGCAACGUAAGGUGACGUAUAAUUUCGCGUAUUGUAUACAUACUUGGGGCAUUCCACGUGAAGCUAAAAGAUACAUUUUGAUGUUUCCGAUUUUAGUUAUAUUCGAUUGACAUAUACAUACGUCCUGGACAAUAACGAUCAAACAAAAAUAUAUAAUAAAAUACAUAAUUAAAGUAUAUAUUCCACUAGUUUGGUUUUUCAAUUAUACCUUAGUAACAACACUUCGUGUACUUGUGACUAAUGGAUACUUGUAAGGCAGAAUUUAAUGCCCUUUAACUCUGUUCUAUAGAUUAAACGUUCAGGACGUAUAUAUAUGUAUAUAACUCAAUCGCUUGUAACUUAAAACAGAAAUAUCAACAUUUUUUCCAGCAAAAAAAAAAUAAACAAUUCGUAAAAAUCGGUCAAUUGUGGGAAGAGUUUGAUUUCAAACACUGUGACCCGAGAACUUUUAUAUUGUUUUACGAAAAAUGUACAAUUAUUACAUAUUUGAAUAUCACUAACUGAACUGUCGGAUUACUUAAGAAAAGAGCGUAUCAAUUCUUUUUUUUUUGGCAACGACAACACUUUCCUGUCAUUGAGUGUCUAUGGCUUCACCGGCGAGCCGAGUUGUUUGGUUUUUGUGGGUUGUUUGAGGGUUGUUCUAUAAAAUAACCUUCUAAAAUCAGUGAUUAGACUUAUGCAUUACGCCCUAUCGAAGAAAUCCUAAAUUCGGUAGUAAUUUUGUAAAUUUAUGUAGUACAAAAA
Molecule: messenger RNA, 2917 nt
Organism: Pieris brassicae (large cabbage white)
Lineage: Eukaryota; Metazoa; Arthropoda; Insecta; Lepidoptera; Pieridae
Product: zinc finger protein 879-like
Exons: 13
Coding region: 70-2010 (646 amino acids)
Biological process (GO): regulation of transcription by RNA polymerase II
Cellular component (GO): nucleus
Molecular function (GO): zinc ion binding; RNA polymerase II cis-regulatory region sequence-specific DNA binding; DNA-binding transcription factor activity, RNA polymerase II-specific
Source: RefSeq, a predicted model, not a curated record